Diutina rugosa is the source of this 1110-nucleotide messenger RNA. RefSeq names its product Shy1p (gene SHY1). Lineage: Eukaryota; Fungi; Ascomycota; Pichiomycetes; Serinales; Debaryomycetaceae. The transcript has a single exon. The record is from RefSeq and is a predicted model, not a curated record. Gene Ontology annotation, biological process: mitochondrial respiratory chain complex IV assembly. Gene Ontology annotation, cellular component: membrane; mitochondrion. The coding region runs from base 1 to 1110 and encodes 369 amino acids.
AUGAUCACCUUCCGACUCGGCCUCCGACAGGCCCGGCACAAGGCGACGGCGCCGUUACUACGCUUUCUGCGCCUGGUGAAAACGUCUACGGUUGACUGGAAACCGGUUAAGGCCAAUCCGGGCAACUUGUCGACCCUUGAACACCAAGCAAAGACCCCUAUCCUCAGACGGUUCCUCUUGGCGCUAAUGGUGGCGAUGCCGGUUAUAUCUUUCGGUUUAGGGUGUUGGCAAGUGAAACGGCUCCAGUGGAAAGCCGAUUUGAUCGCCAAAUGUGAGAAUAACUUGGCGGCGGCGCCGAUGGAGGAGAUCCCCGCCGUGAUUGACCCUGCCAUAAUUCCUGAGUUUGAUUACCGUCGUUUCAAGUGUAAGGGUCAUUUUGAUUACGACCAAGAGAUGUUUUUGGGUCCGAGAAUGAGGGAUGGGCAGGUAGGGUACCUUGUGGUGACCCCGUUUAUUCGCGAAAAGGGGAAGCCUAUCUUAGUGGAAAGAGGGUGGAUAUCGAAGGAUCGAGUGGUGCCACUGACCCGUAACCGGGGCUACUUGGCCCACUUGGCCAUGCCCCAGGGGGAGAUUGAAAUUGAGGCUCUUUUCCGACAAAUGCCCACGAGACUGAAAUUACAGUUUGAACACGAACCGGGCUCAAGAUUGUUUAAUGUCCACGAUAUUCCGGCGAUGGCCGAACAGCUGGGAUCGCUCCCGAUCUACUGUCAGAUGAUCCACGACAUGCACGACCACCCCGAGUAUAAACUGCCAGAGGAUGUUGCCUCUACAAACGCCAGAUCAACAAAUAAGUCUGGAGGUUCUGGAGUCUUAGGCCGGUUAUGGCUGAAGCUGAGUCCCACUACUACCUCAAACAAGGCUGAUUCUCAAUUCAUUAGUGCUCAUGGCGACGAUAACACCAUGGUGUACCAGGAAUUCGAGUAUGUGAAGUCUGGGGUUCCCAUCGCCCAACACCCAAAGCUUAAAUUCUCAAAUAAUCAUCUCCAGUACCUCAUCACCUGGUUUGGUCUCUCAGUCGCGCUGGCGGGUUUGCUCAUCUGGUCGUUUAUCAAGAAACAAAGGUACUCGCUGGCGGAUAAGAUGUUGGAACACAAGCGCAAACUGUUCUGA